AUGAGUCGAAGAUAAAAUGUAAAUGAAGAAAACUUGAAUUGGAUUCUCAAAUAUCCUAAUGAAUUUUCACAAGAGGAUUUUGAAUCUUAACAUAUGCAUAUACUUAAGUAAGAACAAUUUGGGUAAUUAAAAGAAUCAGAUGAAAUUUUGAAUCCAUAACUUUAUACAUUUUGGAAUUGA
Molecule: messenger RNA, 180 nt
Organism: Paramecium primaurelia
Lineage: Eukaryota; Ciliophora; Oligohymenophorea; Peniculida; Parameciidae
Source: the annotation of a GenBank genome assembly